Molecule: messenger RNA, 1705 nt
Organism: Danio rerio (zebrafish)
Lineage: Eukaryota; Metazoa; Chordata; Actinopteri; Cypriniformes; Danionidae
Source: RefSeq, a predicted model, not a curated record
CGUGUAAAAGUGUUUUUCCGCUCAUUUCAGGAAAGAUGGCGCUCGCCGCGGGACGCGUUUAUUGAUCCGGAUAAACCUGAAUAUUAGCCGUGUUAUAACUGUUUUAAUUAAUAGAGGUGAAAUGCAGAGUCCGUGGAGGUGGACAGUAUUCCUCUUCCAGAAAUGCCUCACGCUCCCUCCAGCAUUCUCAUCCAGGACAUCCCACUGCCCGGAGCCCAGCCACCCUCCAUCCUGAAGAAAAGCAGCGCACUGGGGAAAGCGUCGUCUCUCUCUGCCGCGGCUCUGGCUGGAGUUCCACGGCUGCCGGCGGGACGCAAACCCCCAGGGCCUCCACCGGGCCCCCCACCCCCACAGAUCCUGCAGCUGUAUGGCAACACACGCCGCACAGAGGCCAGCGCAGGCUCGGACACAGAGAUGAUGGACGGCGGUCGAGACUCCGACAGUAAGAGCGAAGCAGACGAGGAGAGCGACUCUCAGGAGGACAGCAGUGCAGAGAGAGAGGACAGUGACCGGGGAGAGAGAGACGAGGAGAGAGAGAGAGCAGACAAACACACAGGGCGCAGUGUGCGGUUCGCAGAUAUGCCAUCUCCCAACAAGAAGAAGCGUCGUGUGGUGAAGACGAAGAGCAUCACUCCACUGCAGGCCAUGAUGCUCCGCAUGGCAGGUCAGUCUGUGCCGGAGGAAGAGGAGGAGGAUGAAGAGGAGGAGUACAGUGAAUCUGAGGACUCCGAGGCUGAGGAUCAGGCCUCCACUGACGCUCCGCAGCCAUUGGUCAAUCCUAGACUUCCUGUUCCAUCUGCACCAAUGGCAGCGCAACAACCUCCUUCACUCAUGCAGGCUCCACCAAUAACAGGGCCUCCUCCUUUAGGACCGCCUCCUGCUCCUCCAAUGAGGCCGCCAGGACCACCUUCGGGCCCGCCUCCAGGACCACCUCCUGGUGCUCCUCCAUUCUUGAGGCCUCCUGGGCUUCCUUCGGCUCUUAGGGGCCCCAUGCCACGUCUGCUGCCUCCGGGGCCCCCGCCAGGACGCCCACCCGGACCCCCACCAGGCCCUCCACCCGGCCUGCCCCCUGGACCCCCGCCAAGAGGACCCCCGCCCCGCCUGCCCCCACCCGCUCCACCAGGAAUGCCGCCACCUCCCCCUCCCCCGCGCGCCGGCCCACCACGUAUGGCUCCACCCCUCUCGCUGUUCCCGCCCCCGCUCAACCCCAAUGUGCUCAGUGCUCCACCCAGCAUUGUCCCCCGUCAGAAGUCUCCCGCUGCCUCGUCCAAUGAGGGUGCUCCAAGCGGCUCUGCCCUGCAGAUGCCGCCGCCCCCCGGCACCACAGCCAAUCCGCUGGCCCCCACCAUCGAGAAGCGGGCCACGGUGGCGGGUUCGGGUGGCGCUUCUGCGCAGGGGGGCGGGGCCACCAUCUCUGCCAAACCGCAGAUCAUCAACCCCAAGGCGGAGGUGACGCGCUUCGUGCCCACAGCGCUCCGCGUGCGCAGAGACCGGGCAGGGGGGACAGGGCGCAGGGAGGAGGAGCGCCCACCAGCCAAUCAGCAGACCCCUGCCCACCAGGCCCCGCCCAUCGCCCACGCCCCCACCCCGCCUAACCUGAAGACCAAAGACCAGGUGUACGAGGCCUUCAUGCGGGAGAUGGAGGGGCUGCUCUGAGGUGUGUGUGUGUGUGUGUGUGUGUGUGCGUGUGUGCGCGUGUGUGCGC